Cannabis sativa is the source of this 1072-nucleotide messenger RNA. RefSeq lists its product as uncharacterized. Bases 116 to 616 code for a protein of 166 amino acids. The transcript has 2 exons. Lineage: Eukaryota; Viridiplantae; Streptophyta; Magnoliopsida; Rosales; Cannabaceae. The record is from RefSeq and is a predicted model, not a curated record.
UCUUUUUCAUUUUUUGCUCUUCAUUUUUGGGGUUGGGCAUCUUCUCACCAUUGGAGGAGAUUUUGAAGCUUUGAAGUGAUUCUUGGACACUUGGUGAGAUAUUUCUUCACUAUGGAUGCGUUAUAGCGACUAUUGGGGGGGUGAACACCGAGUAGACGAAGACCUUCUUCAACUUUUGUUUGAAGAUUGUCCCGCGUCGCCCCCACACAACUCGUCUGGGGACGAGGGGCUUAGUAGUGUGUCAGAGACGCCCGACCACCUCUACCGAGAGAGAAUAGGCGGUGAAGCAUACAACAGGCAUAUUUGGGAGCUUGAAAAAGGGAUACGAUCUUAUCUGCCCCGAGAGUGGACAUACACUCUUCCCUUUGGUGAGGUCAAUAUUCCAGUAGGGGUGCCCAUCGGCCUGUCAGGGGGGUUUCCUUUGGCCGAGACUGCUAUAACCACCGCAAAACUACCUACCAUGCUGAACGCCAUGGCUCGCACUAAAAAGAAGAGUCGGGUUAGCUCUUCUGACAGUUCCCAUACGGCGGAAGUCGUUACUAAACGGAGGGUAUCUGACGAUGUUGAGGCUGAUUCUGCCGAUGGAGCCAUGGAGGAGAUAGUCAAAGAGUUUUAGAAAUGGGUGGAAGAGGAAGCCAAGAAUACCCUUUAUAAAGCCGCCAAAGAGAAAGAAACAACCAAGGGUUCCCAAUCAGCCACUCUCAAAAUCAGUGAGUUCGCCCCUAAAGUGCUCAAGGAAGUUCGCACUUCCCGCUGCAAGACUAAGCAGACCCCCUUUGUGGCCCCUUCUAGCAGUCUCACCGAGACCCAACUCCAAUAUGUGGAGGAGUCGACUGUGAAUGGCAAGGACUGCCGGUUAGUGCUCCCCUUUCCGAAUCAGUUGGCGCAUGACCCUGGGGAGGGGCUGUGUGCAUGGUCCCGUCGCCAUAUUACUUAUGGGGGGGCACUCCCCCUUCAUAAUUUUUUCAAAGACGUGGCUGAUUAUUUUGGCCUUAGUCCGGGGCAGUUUUCUCCCUUGGCCAUACGAGUCCUGACUGGCAUAUUUGUUUUAUAUAAGCUAAUGAGAUGGAAG